AUGGACUUUUAUCGAGUGAACCUGGCCAUCUUGGUCGUCGCAAAUGUGUCUUCUUUCAUCUAUCAUCGUCGCUCUCAGAUCCACAAGCAGCGGGAUCGUGGUGUCCCACGGGAUGAACAAAGUGAAGCAGUCGCUACCAAGUUUCAACGGGAGUUCCUCUUCGUCUACGCCUUGGUGGCCGCAGCUGAUUGGCUUCAAGGUCCUUACACCUAUGCGGUUUACAAAUACGAAAAGCAGCUCGAUGAACACACUGUCGCGCUUUUAUACGCCUCGGGCUUUGUAUCUGGUGCUGCAAGCGCCCCCUUUGCAGGACAACUCGCAGAUCACUAUGGAAGGCGGGCUGCCUGCGUUGCAUAUUGCAUCUGCUACGGGAUUACAUGCCUAACGAUGCUUAGCCACAGUCUCUACGCCCUAUACCUCGGCCGCUUCUUUGGAGGCAUUGCAACUACAUUGUUAUUUAGCGUCUUCGAGGCCUGGAUGAUUACCGAAUACCAUCUAUUGCAGCUUGACGAGAGCAUGGUUUCUCUCAGUCAAGUUUUUGCAAACAUGGUCACCACCAGCACGACCACGGCGAUAUUCUCUGGCAUGAUAGGGAAUGGCCUUGUCCAAUGGUUCAAUUCUCACCUGGUACCCUUUCUUGCCAGCCUUGUCUGCUGUAUCGGGGCCGGCGUGCUCAUUUUGGUCAUGUGGCGAGAAAACUAUGGCAGUGUCGAUAAGUCGAAGAAAACAUCAGGAGCUCAAAGGUUCAAGCAUCACAUGCUUAUUAGAGCUCUAAUUAACCCCAAGGUUAUGGCUCUGAACUUUGCUUCUUGUUGUUUCGAAGGUUCAAUGUACCUUUUCGUGUUUUUCUGGUCAGCUGCCUUAAAGAGCGCAAGAGUAAAAUCGGGAAAUGAGGACGAGCUCCCCUUUGGUCUCAUCUUCUCGAGUUUCAUGUGCGCCAUGAUGGUCGGAUCUAGAAUCACCACGAUGCAGAACCCGUUGCCUUCAAAAGAUGGCACAUUGAACAAGCUCAUGAUCGUAUUCGCCAUAAAAUCCGGAGCAUUCGCUAUUUCAACAAUGCUAGACCACGAAUAUAUGCUCUUCUGGGCGUUCUGUAUUGUUGAAGGCUGUGUGGGCGCAUAUUUUCCGAACAUGGCCCUCAUCAAGAGCAACAUAGUUGACGACUAUGAGCGAGGUGGGGUCUAUAGCGCUCUUAGGCUGCCUCUAAAUGUCUUCGUGGUUGUCGUACACAGCCUCGAUCGUGAUGGUAAGAAUAUUCCAGCUUGGCCUGUUUAG
This is a messenger RNA of Trichoderma aggressivum f. europaeum, 1275 nucleotides long. RefSeq lists its product as uncharacterized. NCBI's taxonomy places the organism in Eukaryota, Fungi, Ascomycota, Sordariomycetes, Hypocreales, Hypocreaceae. Gene Ontology annotation, biological process: molybdate ion transport. The transcript has 2 exons. The coding region runs from base 1 to 1275 and encodes 424 amino acids. The record is from RefSeq and is a predicted model, not a curated record. Gene Ontology annotation, molecular function: molybdate ion transmembrane transporter activity. Gene Ontology annotation, cellular component: membrane.